AUGGCCGCCACGCGCGCCGCCGCCGCGUCAGCGAAGCAGGUGACCAGGAAGAACUUCCCAGAGUCUCUGCGAGAGCUGGCGGCUCACAUGAAGGAGUGCGACUAUGUGGCCGUCGCGGCGCUCAAGACGGGCGCCCCCACCGGGUGGCGGCGCGCGCUGCCCGUGGACACCGCAGAGACGGCGUACCUCAAGGCCAAAUUCGCCGCGGAGUCCUUCCAGCCUCUCCACAUCGCGGUUUGCCCAUUCCGCGUGGACGCCACCUCCCGCUCCACCGUCGUCGCCUACCCGUACAACUUCCAUUUGUUUCCCAGAGACGAGCUACAUGUUGGAAUGCCUUCUUAUAGUUUCUCCUGCCAAUCAUCAUACUUAUCAUCUAUGGCCCGUGAUGGUUUUGAUUUCAAUAUGUGCAUUUAUGAUGGCAUCUCUUACCUAUCAAGGGUGCAAGAAUCCUUGGCCAGGCAAAAGAUCGUUAUCCCCCAUCUUCGUCAGCCAUCUCCAUCACCAAGUACAUCGGUUGCAGAUUCAAUUUUUACAACUAGAAUCAAGUCGAGAAUUCAGCAUUGGCGUAAAGGAUACGCAGAACCAAGCAAAACAGCUGAUGAUUCUUUAGUUAAUUCCCUUAGGAAACUAAUUUUGGGUGGUGAAUCAUAUGGUUCAAGGCCCAGUAUGAGCGUCGAUGUCUGCAGUGAUCGCCAAGUUCAACUGGUUUUGGAGAUAAUAGGUCACACCUUUGAUGACCUUGUACCUCUUGUCGUUCCGGAUAAAUCUGGCGUUGCUAGGGCAGUGCGUGUCAUCUUUACUAGUUCUGCAGAGGAUAAAAAUCUUCUCCUGAUGGACAUCAGAAAAUUGGAGGAUGAACAUAGUUUCAAGUUUCGUGGAUUUCGAGAAGUUGUUGAUCUACUAUCGUCAUCACAGAAACCAAUCAUAUCAUACAAUUGCUUGAGUGACCUUACAAUGAUACACACCAAAUUUAUUGGGCCUCUUCCGCCAAACAUGCAUGAAUUUAUGUGUUCCUUGAGGAUGGUUUUCUCUAGUGUUGUUGAUAUAGGCCAUUUGUGGCGAGAAAUCGGCCCUUUGAGAAAAGCGAAGAAUAUACAAGCAGCUCUGAGUUACUUACAAAGACAGUACUUUGUGCCAAUGGAAAUAGAAAUACCACAGCAAGAUGGUACCAAUAGUGUCACAAAAGGUGGAGAAAAUGUUCUGAGAAUAACAAAAUUAUUUGCUAAGUUAAGUAAAUUACUUAAUAUCAGUCCCAAGUGUCAAUCUCAAUCUGGUGAGCAGUGUUACUCAGUUGAAGAUUACUGUAACAUCUUUUAUCCCGGCUGCAUGGCCGAAGAAUCUGAUGAUGUUGACUCCACUAACGAGUCAGAUACCACAAGGACAGUGAGCACUGAUUGCGUUCUUUUCUUGUGGGGGUUUAGUGGGAUAUCUGCCAAAGAAUUGAGGUCCCGCCUUACAAGAUUGCACCAUGUCUUCUCGAAAGAUUUUGAGCUUAGAUUGCUGGACAAGACAUGCUCAGCUUUGAUAUUUCGUAGCUCUGAUGCUGCAGCGGGAUUACUGAGAGACAUAAGCUCAGAAAGCCCAUCGCUAAAUGAUUUCUUCUCAGAGGGUCUGAAAGCCGCAGGUUUCGAUGUCUACAGGAAGGCUUGCAGGUCAGGGCUUUGGGAUUCAGAUUUAGCCGAGGCCCUGGAGAGUGCUUCAUCGGAGCCAGCUACUUCGACGCUUUCUGGUCAUGGUAGCUCUGAGAUAUACUGGAGUAGCUCAUUGAAGCUAGAUCUAAAGGAGUAUCUGGAGUGCUAGAACAUCGUAUAGCCCUCUAGGUUUGGUUCAAGUCAUCUCAAGCUACCGUUCAAGUAAAUCAAGAACGGUGACGCUUGCUUCUUUGGACAGUCUUUUCCCAGGAUAUAAGAUGUUCGGUCUAGGCUAAACUUUAUUUUGUUUCGCCUCAGAAAUUGCCACGUGCAUAUUUGAGCGGAGCUUUUACACCUGAUCUACCAGCCAAAAUUUGAUGGAAUUUCAGUUAGCUACAGGCGUUUCAUCUCUCUGUGAUGAGAACUUGACAAAUCAGCAGGCGGAAGAGGGUGAGAUUGACUUGCGAUGUAACGCUUGUGGAACUGCAGGUACUUUCAUUUCAAAGAUGAUCCCUACCCCAUGUACCGAUCUAUCAUGCCAGCAGGAGUUCAACCAAUGCAAGCAUUGCCACUCACAUAAUAGGCUUCCCCUGUUUUCUCUGCAGGCUGCGUAUCAAGUGGAUGAUAUUCUGAAGAGCAUAUACUCGUGCAAAGCAGAUGAUCUGAUAUUAUAAAGAUGGAUUGCAUGCCAACCUUGACGGUAUAUCGAAGGCCUAUACUUGCCCGAAAUGGAUAGUGCGUAACAGAUUUUCAGAUCGUUAGCUGUCUUGCGUGUCCUCUUGGGAUUGCGGCACGUAUGGAACCGGCAGAAUUCAGGUCGAAAUAGGACGAGCAUAACAAAGUCAGCCAAACAAACAUUGUGAACGCGAGCUAUCUUUCCCGUGCCUAACCACAUGAACAUUGCUGAAUGUGUCCUGGAGCAGUAUUAAAGCCUCCUUUCGACCUACGUCGAGAAUUCUUGCAUCGCAACGCUGUGAUUCCGACAAUUCGGCGUGGGGAAAGCAUAUUGUACGCUUUAAUCAUGC
This is a messenger RNA of Lolium rigidum, 2656 nucleotides long. Its product is annotated as poly(A)-specific ribonuclease PARN-like. Gene Ontology annotation, molecular function: RNA binding; 3'-5'-RNA exonuclease activity. The record is from RefSeq and is a predicted model, not a curated record. Lineage: Eukaryota; Viridiplantae; Streptophyta; Magnoliopsida; Poales; Poaceae. The coding region runs from base 1 to 1800 and encodes 599 amino acids. The transcript has 8 exons. Gene Ontology annotation, cellular component: cytoplasm.